AUGUGCUUAAAAUCAAACGACUGUCCGAAACACUUCUGCGAGCACGAAUGUCUCUAUAAUGCAGCGUUGAACGGCAACACGCAACGGCUAGUGGAGCUCAUCCUCAACGGAGCCGACGUCUCGCAGACAUCGAUGCCUGGCCGACACCAGUUGAUCCACUUCACCGGGCGGCCAGGAAGCGCAGAAGCCAUGAAAGCCCUGCUCGACGCCGGAGCCGACGCUUCUGCAGCCUCCUACGACGGCCAAACGCCUCUGCAUAUGGCGGCCGCCGACGGCGGAAUCGAGCAAGUGCAAAUGCUCAUCGGGGCCGGAACCAACGUCAACGCCCGCACCAUGGACGACGAGACCCCGUUGCACCAAGCGGCCAGGGCGGGAGAGGAGGAGAUCGCCAAGCUGCUCAUCGCUGCUGGCGCGGACGUCACUGCCAGAGACUGCUACGGACAGUCGCCCCUGCAUCAUUCUGCUAGUCGCGGCCACCUCGGCGUGGUCCAGGUGCUUCUCGACGCCGGCGCCGACAUGAGCGCCCUCGACAACAAAGGAGACACGGCCGCCCUGCACUCCCUCUCCGACGCGCCGGCCUCGGUCAAGCUCAUGAUAGAAAAGGGCGCCGACGUUUCCGUCCGAGGCCAGGGCGGCGACACCCUGCUGCAUCGAGCGGCCUCGUUCUCGGCGGAGCUGAUAGGACUCUUGCUCGGGGCCGGCGCGGACCUCGAGGCGACGGAUGACGAAGGAAAGACUCCCCUACACGCCGCAGCUGCGUGGGGGGGCGCCGAACAUGUCCGGAUCCUGCUUGCGGCCGGGGCUGACAUGGGUGCGAGGACCAACGACGGCGAGACGGCGCUGCACUUGACGGCGGGGAGCGCAGAUGCCCUGUUCCUGGGGUUUGGACAUGAGUCUGAUGCCAAGGCUAGGGUUCUCCUUGACGCUGGUAUCGAUGUGAAUGCGAGGACGGUGUCAGGUCAGACAGCUCUUGAUCGGGCGAGAGAAUGCAAUCGCCCGGCGGUUGCAGAGGUGCUUCUUCAUGUAGCAAGUGCAUAA
This is a messenger RNA of Colletotrichum costaricense, 1038 nucleotides long. RefSeq lists its product as uncharacterized. Gene Ontology annotation, cellular component: nucleus. The record is from RefSeq and is a predicted model, not a curated record. The transcript has a single exon. Gene Ontology annotation, molecular function: protein binding; transcription cis-regulatory region binding. The coding region runs from base 1 to 1038 and encodes 345 amino acids. NCBI's taxonomy places the organism in Eukaryota, Fungi, Ascomycota, Sordariomycetes, Glomerellales, Glomerellaceae. Gene Ontology annotation, biological process: positive regulation of transcription by RNA polymerase II.